Cuculus canorus (common cuckoo) is the source of this 1041-nucleotide messenger RNA. Its product is annotated as acrosin. The record is from RefSeq and is a predicted model, not a curated record. Gene Ontology annotation, molecular function: serine-type endopeptidase activity. The transcript has 6 exons. NCBI's taxonomy places the organism in Eukaryota, Metazoa, Chordata, Aves, Cuculiformes, Cuculidae. Gene Ontology annotation, biological process: acrosome reaction; proteolysis. Bases 1 to 1041 code for a protein of 346 amino acids.
AUGAAGAUGCUCUUCUUCUUUGUCCUGCUGGCCCUGUGCCAGCCUGUGCAGGGAUCCUGGGAGACCUGCAAGGGGUCCUGCGGACUUCGGCCCUUGGAUUAUUCUGGCUAUGGCUCAGUGCGUGUUGUUGGGGGCAGAGAUGCCCAGCCAGGAGCCUGGCCAUGGAUUGUCAGCGUGCAGACGGUUCGGGCGACGCACAUCUCACAUGUGUGUGGAGGGUCCCUCAUCCACCCGAAGUGGGUGCUGACAGCAGCCCACUGCUUCGUCGACACCCAGAACGUCCCAGCGUGGCGCGUGGUGGCCGGUACCACCUCCUUAACUGAUAUGGGCCCAGAGACACAACUGCGCUAUGUCAGACAGAUCGUCAUUCAUGAAGACUACGAUAACACCACUCAGGCGAAUGACAUCUCCUUGAUGGAACUCUACGAGCCUUUCCGGUGCGGCCCCUACGUGCAGCUCGCCUGCGUGCCCGACUUCUCACUGCGACUCUGGGAGCUGAGAAACUGCUAUGUUAGCGGCUGGGGGGUCACCAUGGCCAGAUCUGGAGGACUACCCCCGGCGCUGCAGGAGGCCAAGGUCCCCCUCAUCGACCUUCAAGUGUGUAACAGCAGCGGGUGGUACCGUGGGGACAUCCACCACCACAACCUGUGUGCGGGAUAUCCGCAGGGCGGCAUCGACACCUGCCAGGGGGACAGUGGGGGUCCUCUGGUCUGCCAGGAUCCCCAUGCUGACCACUUCUGGCUGAUGGGAGUGACCAGCUGGGGGAAAGGCUGUGCCAGAGCCCGUCGGCCGGGGGUCUACACUUCCACACGGCACUUCCGCGACUGGAUUCUCACCCAGAUGAUGCGGCGCUCACUUAGAGCAGCCACUGCCACACAACGCACCUGGAGCCACAUUCUCACCACCUCAAACUCUGUUGAGACACCCCAAACAACGGAGCCAAGCCAUUUCAGCUCCCGGCUCCAUUCACUCAACAAGCUGGUGGAGUUCUUCACUACGUUGCAGGAGCUCCUGCAGGUCCUGAAAAGCAGAAGCACCUGA